Ziziphus jujuba (common jujube) is the source of this 1502-nucleotide messenger RNA. RefSeq names its product syntaxin-22. The transcript is spliced from 7 exons. Bases 334 to 1158 code for a protein of 274 amino acids. Gene Ontology annotation, molecular function: SNARE binding; SNAP receptor activity. NCBI's taxonomy places the organism in Eukaryota, Viridiplantae, Streptophyta, Magnoliopsida, Rosales, Rhamnaceae. The record is from RefSeq and is a predicted model, not a curated record. Gene Ontology annotation, biological process: vesicle-mediated transport; intracellular protein transport; vesicle fusion. Gene Ontology annotation, cellular component: endomembrane system; membrane; SNARE complex.
CCGAAAAAACAACCUCACCGAAACAUUUCCUUUCUUUUCUUUCUAUUCUAUGCCUCUGUUUCCUCUCUCUCUCUCUACCAUUAAAAUAAACUCUCUCUCUCUCUCUCUCUCUCUCUCUGCUCGAUCAUCGCCUCGUUCUUAGUUCCGCUUUUCAGCCCUAAUUCCAUACCCGGCUGGGUUUUCCAGAUCCCUGUAGCCAAACGCGUCGAACUUUCUCUGCUCCUUUUUCCCGGGAAAAUUAUUUUUUCUUGAUAUUCCCGUCCAAAUUUUCUCGGGAAAAAAACUUUAGGUUAUUUUUAAUUUUUUUAUAUUUAGGAUUAGGGAAAAUACGAUAUGAGCUUUCAGGAUCUGGAAGCCGGGCGAUCCUUAGGUUCUUCGAGGCGAGACCUCAUCAAUGGCAAACAGGACCCAACCCAAGCCGUGGCUUCUGGUAUAUUCCAGAUCAACACCGCCGUGUCUACGUUCCAGAGACUCGUCAACACCCUUGGUACUCCAAAGGAUACCCCAGAGCUUCGUGAGAAGCUACACAAGACAAGGUUACAUAUUGGGCAAUUGGUGAAGGAUACUUCUGAGAAGCUUAAACAAGCAAGUGAUAGAGAUCAUCAUGCUGAAGUCAAUCCUAACAAGAAGAUUGCAGAUGCUAAACUUGCAAAAGAUUUUCAAGCAGUUCUGAAAGAAUUUCAAAAGGCUCAGCGACUUGCAGCUGAGAGGGAAACAGCAUACACUACGUUUGUUCCCCAAGCAGUUCUUCCUUCCAGCUAUACUUCCAGCGAGCUAGACCUAAGCUCAGAUAAGAGCUCAGAACAGCGUGCCCUUCUUGUGGAAUCAAGGAGACAGGAGGUCUUGUUGUUAGAUAAUGAAAUUGCCUUCAAUGAGGCUAUAAUUGAUGAAAGAGAUCAGGGAAUACAAGAAAUUCAACAGCAAAUUGGGGAAGUGAACGAAAUUUUUAAAGAUCUUGCUGUGCUGGUCCAUGAGCAAGGAGCUAUGAUUGAUGAUAUUGGAUCCAAUAUCGAGGGUGCCCAGGCUGCAACUGCACAGGGGAAGUCCCAACUUGUGAAGGCUUCAAAGACCCAGAGAUCCAAUUCAUCACUGACCUGCUUGCUAUUGGUGAUUUUUGGAAUUAUUCUUCUAAUUGUAAUUAUAGUACUUGCGGCAUGACGUUGUCUGAAUUCAACUACGGAGCAAACUCAAAAUCUGCUCCGACACAAAAAAACCGUGGUUUUGCUAAUCUGUUUGAUGCGUUGUCUCAUGGAGCAUGCUUGACAAGAGUGUCACUGCUGGGCCAAGUUUGUAUACUAUGUAAGAUGGUUGCUUUGCUUGGGUGGGGUGGCUGUUGCUUUACGUUAAAGUUGGUCUUCUUGCCUUCUUUGGAAUUUCGGAUUUUGGAGGGUUUGUUAUUGGCGUGUUAUGUAAUUUGUCUCUUUACUUUUGUUUAAGUAAUAUUCAUAAUUCUUUGGGCUUUUCAUAUUAUAUAAAUGCAAUAUUUAUUUGCAAUGUCAUAA